UGCAGAAGACACAGACGUAUCGGAUACCAUUGACAAACCGACUGCCGACAUGGACAUUAGCUUUGGCUCAGUUACAGGCUCAAGAUUCGCUGAGCCGUUAACAGAGGAAAAUGUAAUGCCACUGAUCCAAUCCAGCAAAUCGUCCAAUACGGAAUCCAAAGUACGCUGGGCUGUCAAUUUAUUCCGAGAUUGGCAAAAAGAAAGGAGAACAACCGGGUAUAUUGAGGAGCUCCAGAAUGACAUAUUAGACAUGACGGAUUCAGAAUUGAACACAGCACUUACAUUCUUUGUGGCUGAAGUAAGAAAAGUAAACGGAGAAGAGUACAGAGGAAAUACGCUGUAUGAGGUCAUUGUAGGCAUUCAGGCAUUUCUGCGCGAAAACAGCCGCUUGGUACGUCUACUAAGUGAUGAUGCUUUCAAACGAGAAGACACUCUGUCGAGAGCACAUGUUAGGAUCUGA
Molecule: messenger RNA, 460 nt
Organism: Mizuhopecten yessoensis (Yesso scallop)
Lineage: Eukaryota; Metazoa; Mollusca; Bivalvia; Pectinida; Pectinidae
Product: zinc finger MYM-type protein 3-like
Exons: 3
Coding region: 50-460 (136 amino acids)
Source: RefSeq, a predicted model, not a curated record